Dovyalis caffra is the source of this 1476-nucleotide messenger RNA. Lineage: Eukaryota; Viridiplantae; Streptophyta; Magnoliopsida; Malpighiales; Salicaceae. The record is from the annotation of a GenBank genome assembly.
AUGUCACUAAGUCCAAAUUUCCUUGUUAAUGUAGUUCAUGAAGACCCUUUUUUGUCUCAUGCGUUAAACUAUAACAACCUUUGUAUCUUUCCAUAUCUUAGCAACCUUUAUCCACCUGAAUUCAUUGACUUGCAAACAAAGAUGGAAAUAAUUCUUUCUUGCAUACGGUCAUCUGCGUUGAUGCUAAUAUUACUGCUUUCUAUCAGCAAUUUAUCAGAUUGCUAUGACCCUUUGGAUCCAAAUGGUAACGUUACAGUUACUUUCGAUGUCCAUGAUCGGAGAAGUGAUGGAUAUGUGGCAAGGGUAACUAUCCAAAAUUACUAUCAGUAUCGCCAUGUUGAUAAACCAGGUUGGAAUAUUGGGUGGUCAUGGACCAACAAGGAGAUCAUCUGGUCAAUGUUUGGUGCAUUCGCCACCAAGCAAGGCGAAUGCUCAUCCAUGACGUACCCAGGCGCUCACUCUUGCAUGCCAAACCCUGUCAUUGCUGACCUCUUGCCAGACUCCCCAUCAGUGAACAUGUCUGAGAAUUGCUGCCAUGGUGGCCUUCUUUCUGCCUGGGCCAUUGAUCCUCUGAGGUCAUUCUCCUCCUUUGAAAUGACAGUUGUUAACUUGGAUGGGAAUUCUACUAUCCAUCCACCUGCAAACCUUACAUUAUUGGCACCAGGUCCUGGUUACAGUUGUGGCCCCGUUUUGGAGACGGAACCCACAGUCUCUUCCGAUAUUGGGGGUAGAAGACAAGUUCAGGUUUACAAAACGUGGAAAUCAACAUGCACUUACUCCACUUUUUUGGCAAACAAAACACCCGGUUGUUGUGUCUCGCUUUCGGCAUUCUAUAAUCCUAAAAUCACAGCAUGCCCUGAGUGCAGCUGUGGAUGCAGAGAUGCAAACCAAAGUACUGUUCCAUGCAUAAGCAGUGAAGGUGAUUCCUCACCACUAUCAGAUGUGAAAAACGCAGAUAUAGUGCAAUGCACUGAUCAUAUGUGCCCAGUCAGAGUUCAUUGGCAUGUGAAAAACAAUUAUAUGGAUCACUGGAGAGUGAAAAUUACAAUCUCUAACUACAAUUAUAAGAGAAAUUACUCAGACUGGAAUGUGUUAGUACAGCAUCCUGGUUUGAGGCAGAAAUCAACUACAUUUAGCUUCAACAGUACACUGCUCCCUACUGUUGGGUUUGAAGUUGAGGUUGCCCUCUUUUGGGGUCUGCAGGCUUACAAUAAUGAACUGUUGCAAGCUGAUAAGCAGCAACUGGGCUCGGUAACGACAGAGGUGCUCUUGGAAAAGGAUUCAGACACGUUCACGUUAAGAAACGGAUGGGGCUUUCCUCGAAGAAUAUUAUUCAGCGGCGAGGAGUGCGCAAUACCUCUUCCAGACACUUACCCUAUGCUACCAAACGGUAGCUCCCGCACAAAACCCCCUCAUUAUCUUUCCCUCCUGCUUCUAAUCUAUAUGACUUUCAAAACACUGGUUAAUUGUCUCUGA